Messenger RNA from Antrostomus carolinensis (chuck-will's-widow), 1071 nucleotides. Its product is annotated as lysosome associated membrane protein 3. Gene Ontology annotation, biological process: establishment of protein localization to organelle. The record is from RefSeq and is a predicted model, not a curated record. NCBI's taxonomy places the organism in Eukaryota, Metazoa, Chordata, Aves, Caprimulgiformes, Caprimulgidae. Gene Ontology annotation, cellular component: plasma membrane; late endosome membrane; lysosomal membrane. The transcript has 4 exons.
AUGGGGAGGAGCGCACGGCGGUUCAUCUUGCUAACCUUCGCCUAUGCAUUUUCCUUCUGCUUUGCUGAAGUGGCUCUGGGGGUUGAACUGUCUCCAGAAACCAUAUCCUUCCACCAUACGGCUACCUCUGCUCAGACACUUUCCCUUUAUCAUUCUUCACCCCAUCAAGACACCACAGUUCAUUUUAACAGCACAGGCUCUCUUGAAACAACACCCAUAAGCCGUAGAACAGCUGAGCAGACAACAGACCAGCACCAGGUAACAACAUCAGACCAUCACACAACAUCCCAGGAAGAAGCAACCACCACACAAGUUACCAACCAGAAAUCUCCCACAGUAGUAUCCACAGCAUCAGCAGACAACACAACUACAGCUGGUCAGGCUACAACCCAGGCAAUGGAAACGGUUACACCUGCAGUGAACACAACCAUAGCCCCUAUGUCCUCAACCAUGCAAACCAGAACACAUGUGAGCACAGAAAUGACAGCAGCAGCCACAAACUGUACAACCAUGCAAGAUACAACACCAAAUACGCAAAUGACAGCAACUGCCCUAACUACUACAACCACCACCAAGCAAACUGUGAAGACCACCACAGGGUCAGGAAAUCAAACAGCAGCACCUAAAAGUCCAACAACCACAGCCAUGACCAACACAACAACCAUUCAUCCAGGGACACAAACAACUGUCCCAUCUACUACGACGACAGUGAAACCCACUCCUGCACCACAACCUUCUCCCAUCCCCACUGGCACAUACACCGUUUCCAAUGGGAAUGGGACCUGCAUCAAGGCGGUCAUGGGAUUGCAACUGAUGGCUCAAAAUACACAGAAGAAGCAGAUGGAGUACAUGGCUGUCAACCCCAACGCGACACAGACAUCUGGGAGCUGUGGGACGGUGCAGUCUGAGCUGAACAUAACUUUCAAUGGAGGGUUUAUAAACUUCACCUUUGUAAAGCAAGCUCCAAUGUACUAUGUCAGUAAAAUUGAGACCAGAUUACAGUUAUCCUGUGAAGGUCAGUGAUUUUACAUUGUCUUAAUUUCAUAUCCGACUGUUCUGGGUCUGGGAUAG